CACACACACUGGUCAUCGUAAAUCGUAAAUGAGAAACUACGGAUGAAGAUUCUGACCCGGCUGUCGAAGGAGGGUUCCAGCGCGGAGGAACCGCUCAACAUCCCGCUGUCGGACUACUCGAGCGACGAAGGCGACACCAGCACGAGCAGCUCGGAGGAUGAAGCCGGCAAAGACAGCAUGGCGGAACUGGAGGGACCGUGCUGUUCCUCGCUCAAGGUGCCCCCAUCCUCACCCGUGCUGCCGCAAAAGUUCAAGGAAACAAAAGGUAAACAAACUUUAAGCUUUUCUUUUCCCCAGGGCAAAAAGCAGAGCCGCACGCCGACCCGGCCGUAUCGGCGCCGAUCGCGCAGCGCCCACCGCAUCGUGCUGGACAUCCCGACGGCGGAACCGGCCAGCGACUUUUUCGACUUCACCUCGGACGACGAGGAGUCGCCGUCGGCGCCGUGGGGCGGCCACCCGAUGGCCGUGUCCGACACCGAGAACACCGUCAAGCGCAACUUCCGGCGCAGGCACAAGUGCCGCGCCUCGGACCGCAUCCGGAAGCUGACGGCGCUGGGCUGCGAGACGCAGUACCUGAUGCCGCCGGAGCUGAUCGUGCGGUCGGCCGCGAGCCGGUACCUGUCCGAGGAGGACGAGGACGACAAGAACAAGAUGGUGAUGAGCAUCAUCAAGGAGUUCCCGCCGAUCAUCAACAAGGAGCGCAGCUGGCAGGGGUUCAACCGGGCGGAUAGGCAUCGCGACCUCAUGAAGGCCAUCAGCCCGGACCACUUCCAGGGCCACAGCCACAGCGCCCUGUCGCUCAAGCGGUCCAUCUGGACCGGAACGCAAUCGGACGGGUACGUCAACGAGGCCAUCUUCAACAACUCGCGCCCGCUGUCCUGGGGUGUUCCGCCCGUCCUCGUCAAAUCAACGUACUUUGACAACGAAGCUCUACUGACUGCCUGCUCGCAAAAGCUGGCCGCCUGGAAGGACGAAAAGCGCUCGAUGAAGGAGAAACACCAUAAAAGUAUGUCCCGGCUGCAGGCGGCGGCGGCCGCCGCGGCCGCAGCUGCCGGAUCGUCUUCCUCCAACAAGGAGAACCGCUCGUCGACGGCCGGCAGCGGUACGAAGCUGAAGCUGUCGCUCGCCGAGCAGUACAGUGCCGCUGGCAAGAGCAGCCGGCAGUCGGACAAGAAGCAGCAGAACGAUGGCGAAACGCCGUCGACGACGAGUGGGAUUGCCAAAGUGAGGAGGAAAACGAGGUGAGAUG
Culex quinquefasciatus (southern house mosquito) is the source of this 1249-nucleotide messenger RNA. RefSeq lists its product as uncharacterized. The coding region runs from base 43 to 1245 and encodes 400 amino acids. The record is from RefSeq and is a predicted model, not a curated record. The transcript is spliced from 6 exons. NCBI's taxonomy places the organism in Eukaryota, Metazoa, Arthropoda, Insecta, Diptera, Culicidae.